Molecule: messenger RNA, 1851 nt
Organism: Camellia sinensis
Lineage: Eukaryota; Viridiplantae; Streptophyta; Magnoliopsida; Ericales; Theaceae
Product: protein CYTOSOLIC ABA RECEPTOR KINASE 6
Biological process (GO): protein phosphorylation
Molecular function (GO): protein tyrosine kinase activity; ATP binding
Source: RefSeq, a predicted model, not a curated record
CCCACCGUCUCCCCCAACCCCACUCACUCUCUCUCCCCUCCUCGAUCUGUCUUUCUAGUGAGAGAAACUAUGCACAUAUAUAUAGCGAUAGAGGAGAGAGAAAGCUAGAGAUUUCUCUUUCAAAAACUCUCUCUCUCUCUUGUUCGUUGCCUCCCUGUCUGCUCACCUCUCUCUCUCUCUCUCCAUUUUUAAACAAUUCGAUCUUCCAAACCCUAAAAUAAGAAGAGAGAGAAACGACCAGCUAUCUUCGUGAUGAUCUAGUUGUAGGAACUGAUGCACAUGCGUCUCCUCCUGGUUAUUUUGUUCGUCUGCAGAAAACAAGUUCUGACGAUCUUUAUUUGAGAAAGAAAGCAAGGAUGCGUAGGUGGUUGUGUUGCACUUGUCAAGUAGAAGAGUCCUACCCGUCAACUGACAAUGAGCCUUUCAAAAGCCCAAGAAACCAUGCAGAUGGGCAACUAAAAGGUCCAAAGGCAGCUCCUGUCAAAGCUGAUGUUCAGAAGGCUGUACCACCUAUUGAAGUGCCAGCACUAUCCUUGGAAGAGCUGAAAGAAAAAACUGACAAUUUUGGAUCCAAGGCAUUAAUCGGUGAAGGAUCCUAUGGACGAGUGUAUUAUGCAAACUUAAAUAAUGGAAAAGCUGUUGCUGUUAAAAAGCUUGACGUUGCGGCUGAGCCUGAGUCAAAUGUUGAGUUUUUGACUCAGGUUUCCAUGGUUUCAAGACUGAAACAUGACAAUCUUGUUGAGCUGCUUGGUUACUGUGUAGAAGGAAAUCUCCGCGUGCUAGCAUACGAUUUUGCAACCAUGGGAUCUCUACACGACAUCUUGCAUGGUAGAAAGGGAGUCCAAGGAGCGCAACCAGGCCCUGUUCUGGACUGGAUGCAACGGGUGAGGAUUGCUGUUGAUGCUGCAAGGGGAUUGGAGUAUUUGCAUGAGAAGGUUCAACCUUCUGUAAUACACAGAGAUAUCAGAUCUAGCAAUGUGCUUUUAUUUGAAGACUUCAAGGCCAAAAUUGCAGAUUUUAACCUCUCGAAUCAGGCUCCUGACAUGGCUGCUCGACUUCAUUCUACUCGAGUUUUGGGAACGUUUGGUUAUCAUGCACCAGAAUAUGCGAUGACUGGACAAUUGACACAGAAGAGUGAUGUGUAUAGCUUUGGGGUGGUUCUGCUAGAGCUUCUGACUGGCCGCAAACCUGUUGACCAUACCAUGCCGCGUGGACAACAGUCUCUCGUUACUUGGGCCACUCCAAGACUGAGUGAAGACAAAGUCAAACAAUGUGUAGAUCCGAAGCUCAAGGGCGAGUAUCCUCCAAAAGGAAUUGCCAAGCUGGCAGCUGUGGCAGCAUUAUGCGUGCAGUACGAGGCUGAGUUCCGGCCAAAUAUGAGCAUUGUUGUUAAGGCUCUCCAACCGCUUCUGAAGCCUCCUGCACCAGCUCCAGAGAUAUAAAAGCGAAUAAAUUCACUUCCUCAUAUUGGAUUUCUGGUGUCUUCUUCACAGUUUGGUUUCAUUUGUUGGCAAAUUUCGUUCUGCACUGUAUGCAUAUAUAUAUAUUUUUUUAAUUUUUAAUUUUCUUUUAAAAUUUUUUGGCAUUUGGGAUUGGAUGGCGUAGGCUUGGAUUGGCCGCGUUGUGCCUCUGGUUUGUUAAAACUGUUGUCGAUUUCAGUUUGUAAUUCUGGAGCGUUUGGGUUGUGCUGCGGAUAAAAUUUGCGAGGAGUAUCUGUUUGGAGGUGUUACUUUUGGCUUUAACAAUGAGUCUUGCAAAUCCCUUUUCGCUGGUUCUCGAAGCCAUGUUUGUUUGGAGUUAAAAAAAAGAAGAGUUUUUAUUAUAUAUAUAUGACAUUCUUCUUUUGGAUCA